This is a messenger RNA of Xyrauchen texanus (razorback sucker), 5793 nucleotides long. It is a transcript of the gene kdm6a, whose product is annotated as lysine (K)-specific demethylase 6A. The record is from RefSeq and is a predicted model, not a curated record. NCBI's taxonomy places the organism in Eukaryota, Metazoa, Chordata, Actinopteri, Cypriniformes, Catostomidae. Gene Ontology annotation, molecular function: chromatin DNA binding; RNA polymerase II cis-regulatory region sequence-specific DNA binding; protein binding. Gene Ontology annotation, cellular component: MLL3/4 complex. Gene Ontology annotation, biological process: regulation of gene expression; heart development. The transcript has 32 exons. Bases 293 to 4678 code for a protein of 1461 amino acids.
ACGGCGGCGUGGGUUUGCUUGAGUGACACAAUUAUAACAAGUUUGAGCUGGCGACUAGGGGCAAGUUUGAGAUAUUAUUAAAUAUCAGUUUGCCGUCAAACCCUGCAGUGUGCGUUUUGCGUGCAUUUUGGCUAACUGCGACUCAUUUAUGUAGAGGACAAUGUGAAAAAGGGGGUGUUUAGAGGAAAUUAUUUUCCUUGGGAGAUUUCCAAUUUGUUGUUUUUGCGUUUGGAUUCACGCAAAAGGUGCUCGGCUUGCGGUGCGUAAAUAAUUUUGCUGGAGUGUUUCGUCUAUGAAAUCGUUAGGAGUGUCGGUUGCCGCUGUAGCUUGCGCUGCUGCUGGUAGUAGUAGUAGUGGUGAUGAGGAAAAGAAAAUGGCGGCGGGAAAAGCGAGUGAAACCGAGGAGGACUUUCCGAAGCUUACGCCGCAAGAAAGGGAACGCUUAGCCGGCAUAGACAGCACUCUGUUUGGAUUUCAGAGGCUUCAUGAAGAUGGCGCCAGAACGAAGGCCUUGCUGUUAAAGGCUGUUCGUUACUAUGACGUCUACAUUUUAAAAGCUGAAGGAAAAGUGGAGCCAGAGGUGUUUUGCCAGUUAGGUCACUUCAACCUUUUACUGGAAGAUUACCCUAAAGCUUUAUCUGCAUACCAGAGAUACUAUGGUUUACAGUCAGACUACUGGAAGAAUGCUGCCUUUUUAUACGGCCUUGGUUUGGUUUACUUCCAUUACAAUGCUUUUCAGUGGGCAGGGCAGCGCACCCCCUCAGAUGCCCUUUCUGGACAGAGAAGGGCGAUAAAGGCAUUCCAGGAGGUGCUUUACAUUGACCCCAGCUUCUUAAGAGCCAAGGAGAUCCAUCUGCGACUCGGCCUGAUGUUUAAAGUCAACACAGACUAUGAGUCAAGCCUGAAGCAUUUUCAGCUGGCUUUGAUUGGCUCCACACCCUGCACUUUGUCCAAAGCUGAAAUUCAGUUCCACAUCGCUCAUGUAUAUGAAAUUCAGAAGAAAUACAGCAUUGCAAAGGAAGCUUAUGAGAGUCUGUUACAAACAGAGAAUCUUCCUGCACAGGUGAAAGCAACCACGCUCCAACAAUUAGGCUGGAUGCAUCACACGGUUGAACAGUUGGGAGAUAAAGCCAACAAGAACAGCUAUGCUAUUCAUUGUCUACAGAAGUCCCUAGAAGCAGACCCCAAUUCAGGACAGUCUUGGUACUUUCUGGGCAGGUGCUACUCAAGUAUUGGGAAGGUCCAAGAUGCCUUCAUAUCUUACCGACAGUCUAUUGAUAAGUCUGAAGCCAGUGCAGAUACAUGGUGCUCAAUUGGUGUGUUGUAUCAGCAGCAGAAUCAACCGAUGGAUGCACUGCAGGCGUAUAUCUGUGCAGUGCAGCUGGACCACAGCCAUGCAGCUGCUUGGAUGGACUUAGGCACACUCUACGAGUCCUGCAACCAGCCGCAGGAUGCCAUCAAAUGCUACAUCAAUGCCACGUGCAGCAAGUCCUGUAGCAACAUCCAAGCUCUAACGGCUCGCAUUAAAUGCCUUCAGGCUCAGUUGUGUAAUCUUCAGCAAGGUAGUUUACCAAGUAAAAGUAAAAUGCUCCCUAGUAUUGAGGAGGCGUGGAGCCUACCAAUCCCAGCAGAGCUCACCUCCAGACAGGGAGCGCUCAACACAACACAACAGCAAACCUGCAAAGCUCAUCAGAGCAAUGAAGCCCAGUCCCAAAUCCCAGGCCAGUCUCUUCCUCAUGUUCUCUCUGGCCAUAUAGAUGGCCAGUCCAGCCUGGCCAAAAGGAAGAGGACCGCUAGUCCUGUCAGGAGUUCGCCAGAUCGCUGGGCAAAUAAUCCAAAUCAUCAUCAAAUCCCCAAGUUGAGUUUAGCCCCCCAGAAGCUUCAGGUCCUGGAACAGUUACGGACCAACAGGGCCAAUUUGAAGCCAGUUCAGCUGCAGAUGCUGGAACAGUUGGAAAAUCAGCUCAGUCUAAUGCAACAGAAUCAGCAGAUGAGGCUCAAUGCUAUGAAUCAAGUACGGCCCAAUGUGUCUAAUGGUCCUGUAGCUGACCCCUCACUGCCUAUGAACACUAAUUCCACAUCCUCCCCUCACCAUCCACACAACGCUCUUUCCCACACACCCUCUGCCCACUCCCGAUGCGCUGCUCAGCCAAUAUCCAACGGACCUGUCCUUGCAAGCCCUGCCCCCUGCAGCACCGCUGGAACCCUGGGUAACUCAGAUGCUGUCUCUGUGGGCAAUAAUCACCUCCCAGGACCGGGAAGCAACGGAAACGUGCCUUACUUGCGUCAAAACGCACUACCUCAUAACUGCACAACCCCAACCAGUAGCAGCAUGGAUAAUGAACCGUGGGAAAGCCAACACAUUAACUCCACUCAGGUGCUUCAGAAAAGUCCAGGUUCAUAUUCAGCAGGUCCUAAUGGCGAGCAGCCUUUCUCUUCCGCUGGGACUUCCCAAAAAGCCAGUACUGGCUUUCCAAAUCAGGUCGGACGUUCAGCCACAGCCAACGACAUGUUAGCACAGGAGGCCAGUCACAAUCAUCUCCUCUCCCCCAGCCCUAUUCACUCUGCUACCUCAGGUGGACAGCAAGGCAUGGUGCACACCAAAGAGAGCAAGCCUUCAGGAAACGGGCAUUCCACAGGGACGCCUAACAGCACUGCCACUGCAGAAGGACUGCCUAAUCACGUCCAUCAGGGCCAGGCAGAAGGUGCUGGGGCGAAACCCUGUUCACCAGGUGUACUCCGUUCAGACAAUCCUCAGCUCUCUGCCUUGUUGAUUGGAAAAGCCAAUGAAAGUAAUAGUAGUAAUGACUUUGGAUUGGGGGCUGCCGGCACUAAGGUUAACAACGUUCACUCGAGUCUACACGCAGAACUUAAGGCACAUGAGAAUUCUGUGGCCUCCUCUCCGUGUUCUGCCAUGUCCACGGCCACACCCUCCCCCAAAUCCACAGACCAUCACAGUGCUCAGAACAGUGUUAACAGCCUUAACAGCCCCACGCUUAACGGCAAAGGUCUGGAGGACACUCCGAGCCCCUUGAAGGUGGCAUCUCCCCUGGUUUGCUGUAAACCAACAGCUCCCUCGCUUGUCCCGUGGUCCUCUGUCUCCAUCUACCCCAGUUCCAGUGAGGUGUUUAAAGCAUGCAGAAACCUUGGGAAGAAUGGUGUGUCCAACAACAGCAUCUUACUUGACAAGUGUCCCCCUCCGCGGUUACCUUCUCCACCCUUUCCUCCUCUGCCAAAGGGCAAGCUCAAUCCCCCCACCCCUAGUAUCUACUUGGAGAACAAGAGGGAUGCCUUCUUUCCACCAUUACACCAGUUCUGCACAAACCCAGCCAACCCUGUUACUGUGAUCCGUGGCCUGGCUGGAGCACUCAAGCUAGACCUAGGGCUGUUCUCCACCAAGACUCUGGUGGAGGCCAACCCAGAGCACCUGGUGGAGGUGAGGACUCAGUUAUCUCAGCCCACUGAUGAGAACUGGGAUGUGACGGGCAGCAGGAAGAUGUGGCGCUGUGAGAGCAGCCGGUCACACACAACCAUCGCCAGAUACGCUCAGUACCAAGCAUCCUCUUUCCAGGAAUCUCUGCGGGAGGAAAAUGAAAAGAAAGGGCAGAAGGACCACUCAGACACAGAAUAUGCUCUGUCAGAGAAUGUGGUUCGCCGAAGGAGAGGUCCCAUUAAGCACAUCAAAUUUGGGACCAACAUCGACUUGUCAGAUGAGAAAAAGUGGAAGCUGCAGCUGGCUGAGUUGAGUAAGCUGCCUGCCUUUGCACGGGUGGUGUCUGCAGGGAAUCUGCUCAGUCAUCUGGGCCACACCAUUCUCGGCAUGAACACUGUCCAGCUCUACAUGAAGGUCCCAGGCAGCAGGACACCAGGUCAUCAAGAAAAUAACAACUUCUGCUCUGUGAACAUUAACAUUGGCCCCGGAGAUUGUGAAUGGUUUGCUGUUCCUGAGCCGUACUGGGGUGUCAUGAAUGAUUUCUGUGAAAGGAAUAAUAUCAAUUACCUAAUGGGCUCAUGGUGGCCAAAUCUGGUGGAUUUGUAUGAGGCCAAUAUUCCAGUGUAUCGCUUUAUCCAGCGACCAGGUGAUCUGGUCUGGCUCAAUACAGGCACUGUGCAUUGGGUUCAAGCCAUUGGCUGGUGCAACAACAUUGCCUGGAACGUAGGACCACUCACUGUGCAUCAGUACAAGUUAUCUGUGGAGCGCUACGAGUGGAACAAACUCCAGAGUGUCAAAUCCAUUGUUCCAAUGAUUCACCUCUCUUGGAACAUGGCCAGGAACAUUAAAGUGUCAGACCACAAGCUCUUCGAGAUGAUCAAGUACUGUUUGUUGAGGACACUGAAGCAGUGUCAGAUGCUGAGGGAAGCUCUUCUAGAUGCUGGUAAAGAGUUAGUUUGGCAUGGAAGGACCAAGGAUGAGCCUGCUCACUACUGUAGCAUCUGUGAGGUGGAGGUCUUUGACCUGCUGUUUGUCACCAGUGAGAGCAACUCACGAAAGACGUAUGUGGUGCACUGCCAGGACUGCGCUCGGAGAUCCAGCCCUAACCUCGAAAACUUUGUGGUUUUAGAGCAGUACAAAAUAGAGGACCUCAUGAAAGUGUAUGACCAAUUCACAUUAGAGACAGUCAGUCGUACAGUUUUGAAAGACAUGAGUGCCCCAAACCUUCCCCCCUCCUCAUCUUGACAUUAACAUUAAUGGUUCUUCGGAUAACACCCUGGAACGCAACAUAUACCUUUCUGAUAUUCAGGAGAUCUGACCCAGUUCCAUAUUACUGGUUUCUGUAGCAAACCCCCCAGAAGGCUGCUGGUUCUAAGCUGUGUGUCUAUGCAACCUUGCAAAGUAUGGAAUGUCGGCCUACUUGAGUGAAGUGGGAUAGUAUCCAUCUUCAGGACUGUUUCAGCUUAUUCAGCACCACUUCUCUUUGAAACACAAACUACAAAAAAUUGACUAAUUGCAGAGAAAUAUGGUUUUGUGUAUAUACCACAAAUGGCAAAAUCACUCAAAACUACUGACUUUUUCUGUUCCUUUACACUUUUUUUUGCAUGUGUUCUUUUUCUUUCCUUUUACUUCAUGUUUGGGCUGAUACAUGAUUACUUUCUUUGAAUCUUAUUUCCGCAAGUAGUACCGUAGCUGGACUUUUUUGUUCUAAAUUUCUUUAGGCAACAAAAAAGUGAAAAAAGUAAAUAAAUACAUUGUAAUGUGAAUUAUUUUUAAUUGUUUUUUCAAAAUAGUUUGUCUUUUUCUUAAGGAAAAAGUUUUGGGGGCGGGGGAUAGCCAAGUCACAAAGGAAAAUGGGUUGCACAUAGAUUAAGGAGUAAACUUUAAUUUGUGUUCUUUGUGUUAUGUUUCUAAUCUUGUAAAUCUACACUAUUUAUAAAUAUUUAUUGCUUGAAAAUAUUUGGAAUAAAUGGAAUGCUGUUAUUUUUUUUCCAGAGUUCAUGCCAUUAAAUUUUAUGGAGCAAUGUAAUUUUGAACAUUUCUCUUUUUUACAUUUUCUAUACAUGAAUAAAGCCGCUUGGCAACCAUUGUACAGAAACAUGAAGAUUUAAAUGGUUUACUAAUCAAAAUAGUCUUCAAUUAAAAUAUUCUCUCUUUGUGAUGACAUUUCUUGUCUCAGGUAUGAAUUACAAUAUUAAUUUCCCAAGGUUUGUUACUGUCUUUACUUGGACAAGAUAGUUCAUGGUGUAUAUGCUAACGGAUGUACAGGAUACAUUUGUUGUUCAGCAGCAAACUUGAUUUUUUUUUUUUUAUUUAAAUCCCAAGAUACUUCCAGGUCAUGAAUCUCUUAAUGGCUUGAC